GACAGAGUAGCGAUGAAAGAGAGAGAGAGAUGUACAUGAGUGUGUGUGUGUGUGUGUGUGACCCUGUGAAUAUGACAAAGAUAUGAAGAUGAAGCAGCAGGACUAAAGGUGGAUUGCACAGAGCCUUUCUCUCCCUGCAAGGGCUUGUCUGCAGUAUCCUUUGUAAAUGGAUGCUCGCUUGUGAACACGACUCUGAGGCCUUCAGUUGCUAGGGAGAUAUCCCACCACAGAAGAAGCAAAAAAGAUUUCAUCAGAAAGAUCAAGCAAAAGAAGCCAAUGAAGAUCUGAGGUAGAUGGUUGCAGAAGCAAAACAAAGGCAACGUACCAAAAGAGCCAUGUGGGAGGAGAGUAAAGCGGUUUUGCCAUUUGCACGCAUCAAGCCCUAAUCAUUUGUCUACUGAUAUACGCUUAACGAUCCCCAGCCCUCUUCCAGAGCUUCUCCUCAGGGGGAGCCCCUGCUAUGAACCCCAGCUCUGUUGGCUUCAGCAGGCAGUCCAACCUCAGUGCCAGGCGCUGUGUGGGCAUCCCACAAGUCUGGGUUCUGCCCACACAGGACUCACAGACUGCCCCUGAACAAAAAGAACAAAAUACUCCUGAGCCACUCCUCUGUGUGGUGGCUCUCCUGUCUAGUGUUAAAUUGGUCUUUUAUGAAGUUUUAGCUGUCGCUUCACCAGCAAGUUUAGUUAAAAGCCUCUACAACUCUUCCACCGACUCCUUUUAGGUCGCCACUUCGUUGUAAUUUGCUUUCCCAUCAAGCAGCAGAACGAGUUCCUUUGUGUUCACCACGUGGAGGAGGACCAUGGGAUGCCGUCAGAGCUCGGAGGAGAAGGAAGCGGCGCGGCGCUCACGGCGAAUCGAUCGUCACUUGCGCUCAGAAAGUCAGCGGCAGCGGCGUGAGAUCAAGCUACUGUUGCUGGGCACCAGCAACUCAGGCAAGAGCACCAUUGUCAAGCAGAUGAAGAUCAUCCACAGCGGAGGCUUCAACCUGGACGCCUGCAAAGAGUACAAGCCCCUCAUCCUGUACAAUGCCAUUGACUCGCUCACCCGCAUCAUCCGCGCCCUCACCACCCUCAAGAUCGACUUUCACAAUCCUGAUCGCGCCUACGACGCUGUGCAGCUCUUUGCCCUUACAGGGCCAGCUGAGAGCAAAGGGGAGAUCACUCUAGAGUUGCAGGGGGUCAUGAAACGUUUGUGGGCUGACUCAGGGGUCCAGGAGUGCUUUCAACGAUCCAACGAGUACCACUUAGAGGACAACACUGCCUACUACCUGAACGACCUGGACCGCAUCUCUGCUCUUGAGUACAUCCCAACUGUAGAGGACAUCCUACGGUCCCGUGACAUGACCACAGGCAUUGUGGAGAACAAGUUCACCUUCAAGGAGCUCACCUUCAAGAUGGUAGAUGUGGGUGGACAGCGUUCGGAGAGAAAGAAGUGGAUCCACUGCUUUGAGGGCGUGACUGCAAUCAUUUUCUGUGUCGAGCUAAGUGGCUAUGACCUCAAACUCUAUGAGGACAACCAGAUGAGCCGCAUGGCUGAGAGCUUGCGCUUGUUCGACUCCAUUUGUAACAACAACUGGUUUACCAACACGUCGCUCAUCCUCUUCCUCAACAAGAAGGACCUGUUGGCUGAGAAGAUCAAACGCAUUCCUCUGACAGUGUGCUUCCCUGACUACAAAGGUCAAAACACCUAUGAGGAGGCAGCUGUCUAUGUGCAACGACAGUUUGAGGACCUCAACCGCAACAAGGAGACCAAGGAGAUCUAUUCGCACUUCACCUGUGCCACUGACACCAGCAACAUCCAGUUUGUGUUCGACGCCGUCACGGACGUGAUCAUCCAGAACAAUCUCAAGUACAUUGGGCUAUGCUAGGACCUGAUGCUGGGGGGGUGUUGUGUGUGUGGGAGGGGGGGGGGUAAAGCGGCCUGCCGGUCUGCCUGGCAGUUUAUCCAUUUGAAGAGGUGCAACAGAGACCUGCAAAGGAAAUGAGGUACUAAGAUGGUCAGGGAUGGACGAUACUGUAGAUUUAAGUGUUUCAGGUGAAACAAAAGAGCUCAUGGGCCAUGGUCAAGAUGGGAUUUUUACCCAAUGUGUUUGCACUGAAUAUGAGUAUGCAGAGACACCCAAACACACACGCACGCAUGCUCACGCACGCACACGCACACACACAUACACACACACACACACACACACACACACAAAUCCUUAUGUUUGCUCACACACAAUAUCUUUGGAUCAACAGUCAAGCACUUGUUCGACAAGGCAACACUGGAAAUUUUAGACAGCUACCCCUACCUGCCUGCCAAACCUGAGGUAGUAGGUCUGUACUGUUGGUUUUCGGUUACUUUUGUCUCCUUUAUUUUUAUUUGCCAGAGUCAAUUAAUGCUGCUUUACAAGAAGGAUUUUUGACAGAAUCAAUGUUCUCUUUUGGAUCUUUGCCCUUACAAUGGUAACCAGUGAGUGCAUCUGAUGAGACGUGGGGAGAGCCUGCAUUUUAAAGGACAAAAAAAAAAAAUGUCAGUAGACAUGAUGUCACAGGGUUUCUGCCUACAAGAGGAAACUGCCACAGUGUAAAGCUGAAGUGAAAUAUGUUUUCCACACACUAUUUCUGUUUUGCCCCCUGGUCACCUCUCUAAUGUUGUUUUUUUUCCCCCUCUUACCUUUAUCGUUUUUUUGUGCUUUAAAAAAAGAAUGUCUCUCAAACCUGCCUUUCAUAGCAGGUCAGUUAUAAUACCAGGAGAGUGUUAUGCUCAGUAAAGUCAAAAGUAUUCUUUAUGAUCAUUCCAGUUUCCAGCAAGAGACAACAAAAACAGUGCCAAGAUCAAUUUGUAAAUAAAACCAGAUCCCAUUCAUUGAGAUAAUUUUUGUUUUGUUUGUAUGGACAAAUACAUUAAAACAUGCAUGAUUUUGUUACUUUGGGAUACUAAUAUAUUUUCUUUGGGAUUAUGUUCCUUUUUUCUUAGGUUUAAAUAAUAUAUUCCCAAAAAUAUAUAUAAAAGUCAAACACUGUGUACGAUUGUACAGUUGUCAGAGAGGAAUCUAUUGAAAAGAGUUAUAUCAAUAUAAUAAUGGUAAAUAUGGUGUUAUGAUGAAGAAAAAGAUGACUGAUGAUGAUGAUAGUGGUGAUGAUUACAAUAAUGUCAAGGAAAAUCUCACUACAAAGUUAGCGUGAGAGGAGAAAGUGGAUCAAAGGAGAACUGUAUACAAACAUGAAAACGAAGAAGCAAAUCUUGAAAGUUCCAUCUUCCUUGCAUUAUCUAAGUGGAAAUUGUUUAACAGCCAGUCAGUAUGAUGUGUAAAUAUACUGUAAGGUACACUCUUUGUUCAAACAAAUGAAAAUAAAGGUUGAGUUGGGAUACUGUAAGUGAGAUAAAGAGAGAGCGAGAGAAGGAGGACAACCCCACUCUACUCCUCCUCUUACCCUUUUUCAGUUCAGAGGGUGAUGUGCAAACAACUCAACAAAGGGCUUCAGGCUUGACUUUACGGGAUGUCCACUUCAACAAAAGACAAAACAUUUAAAUUAAAAAAAAGAAAGAAGAAGUAUAAAGAGGACAAUAACUAUGAAUAAAACAACUUAUGCAAAUUUC
Molecule: messenger RNA, 3582 nt
Organism: Etheostoma spectabile (orangethroat darter)
Lineage: Eukaryota; Metazoa; Chordata; Actinopteri; Perciformes; Percidae
Gene: gnaz
Product: guanine nucleotide binding protein (G protein), alpha z polypeptide
Exons: 5
Coding region: 800-1867 (355 amino acids)
Biological process (GO): adenylate cyclase-modulating G protein-coupled receptor signaling pathway
Cellular component (GO): cytoplasm; heterotrimeric G-protein complex
Molecular function (GO): G protein-coupled receptor binding; GTPase activity; GTP binding
Source: RefSeq, a predicted model, not a curated record